This is a messenger RNA of Ciona intestinalis (vase tunicate), 1166 nucleotides long. Lineage: Eukaryota; Metazoa; Chordata; Ascidiacea; Phlebobranchia; Cionidae. The record is from RefSeq.
CAGCAAACACAAGAAGACAACAUGAGGUCUGCAACCACUUUGUUAAUAUUGGCGAUAUUCUGCCAUUGUGGAAACGCAUUUUAUGUGACAUGUGGGACAUUCAAAGGAUACCAGCGCGAGACGCAUGCUUCUCUGAUUUCAAUGAAUUCCAGGGUGUCGACUGCUUAUAGUAUUGGGUUGUGCGGGAAGAUUAAAGCCUUUGAAGUAGCGGGACAAGUUGGCACGAUAAAAGCUUCAGUCGAUAAGAUCGGAGCAAAAGCAAACAGCGCUGAGAAAGCUGUGGCAAGCAUGAAGGGGAGCGUCAACUCUGCUGUGAAUACAGCUAACAGCGCAAACAGCAAAGCCAACUCCGCAAUGUCGGUUGCAAACCAGCAGAAGAGCAAAGUGGAGCAACUACAAAGGGAAGUUAGGGGAUUGAGGAGCGAGAACAACCAGCUCAAGUCACAAAUCAACGAAGCUAAAGACAUGAUCCGAUCUUUGUCCUCACAGAUAAGUUCGUUGAGAAGUGAUUUCUCUCAGUUGAAGAAGAGAACUGAUGGUCAGGACGGUGAGAUCUCAAGCUUGCAUAGAAGGAACAGGGAGCAGGAUUCCAGGAUGAAUGGAAUCGAUGCAAAGAAUAAUCAACAAGAUAACGACAUCAGUUCUUUGAAGGCUGUGAACAAUCAACAGAACGGGAAGAUCUCAGGUCUAGAGGCAAGGAACAAUGAACAAGACCAGAGGUUGGGUGAUCUUCAUCAGAAGAAUGAAGAUCAAGAUGAUGAGAUCUCUCAAGUGAAAACCAAGAACAACCAGCAAGAUGGUUUGAUCACCAAGAAUGCUGAGGAGAACAAGGAGCAAAACAAGAAGAUCAAGGAAGCAACAGAGAAGAUUGAGGAGCAAACCUCCACCAUCCGUAAACUUGGUGAAGGUUUGGUUGCCCUUGAAAAGAAGAUAGUUGAAACCAUUGGUUCAAAAGUUGAAAAGUUGGUUUCGACAUUAAACAAAUGUUGCUUCUCCAAAGACAUGUUCUUGUGUAUGUUUGGUAUAGAUUUAUAAAGUGUUUAAUAUUAUAGGGGUGUGCUUUUAGUUUAAAUAGUGAAGGUGAAUAUACUUUAUGUUUAACGUCCAGGUAUAACACCUCAUGAAUCUUGCCUUUCCUUGAUAUGCAAAUAAAUAUACUGAACGAA